Messenger RNA from Macadamia integrifolia, 1734 nucleotides. Its product is annotated as glycosyl hydrolase 5 family protein-like. The coding region runs from base 2 to 1606 and encodes 534 amino acids. Gene Ontology annotation, molecular function: hydrolase activity, hydrolyzing O-glycosyl compounds. NCBI's taxonomy places the organism in Eukaryota, Viridiplantae, Streptophyta, Magnoliopsida, Proteales, Proteaceae. The record is from RefSeq and is a predicted model, not a curated record. The transcript has 4 exons.
GAUGGGGAAGUUCUAUACCAUAUUUUCGCUUCUAGUUCUUUUGAUCAUCUCUCAGCAAGUAUUGGCUCUCCCAACAUUACCUCUUUAUACAAAUUCAAGAUGGAUUGUGGACGAAGAUGGGAAAAGAGUGAAGCUAGCUUGUGUGAAUUGGGUUGGACACCUUCAGCCAAUGCUGGCUGAGGGUCUCAGCAAGCAGCCUUUGGAUAAAAUAUCAAAGAAGAUAUUAUCAAUGGGAUUCAAUUGUGUUAGGCUUACAUGGCCAACUUUCAUGGUUACCAAUGAGACCUUAUCUUCUAUGACUGUUCGUAAGUCCUUCGAGAGCUUCAACCUUCAUGAAUCCAUUGCUGGCAUGGAAGUCAAUAAUCCAUUCAUUCUUAAUAUCACCGUUGUGCAAGCUCUCCAGGAAGUGGUUAAGAACCUUGGACAGAACAAUGUGAUGGUGAUAUUAGACAACCAUGUAAGCAAACCUAUGUGGUGUUGCAACAGAUAUGAUGGUAAUGGCUUCUUUGGCGAUCGCUACUUCAAUCCACACAUUUGGCUUGAGGGGUUAAGCAAAAUUGCCACAAUGUUCAAUAGUGUUCCCAAUGUCGUUGGCAUGAGCCUGAGGAAUGAACUGCGAGGACCUGGGACAAAUGACAGUGCUUGGUACAACUUCAUGCAAAAAGGAGCAGCAUUAGUACAUGAUGCAAACCCCAAAGUUCUUGUUAUUCUCUCCGGUCAAGACUUUGAUAAAGACUUGGGAAUGCUAAAGAAUCGACCAGUGAAUGUUACUUUCAAGGGGAAGCUUGUAUUUGAGAUUCAUUGGUAUAGUUUUGCUGCUACUAAUGAUUGGAUGAAUGGCAACCCCAAUGAUGUAUGCGCAAGUCAAGUGCAAUAUUUGAGGGAUCAUGCAUUCUUUCUGUUGGAUCAAGGGUAUCCAUUAUUUAUGAGCGAGUGGGGUGUAAAUCUAAAAGAAAAUUAUGUAGCUGAUGAUAGGUACUCAAGCUGCUUUUUUGCUCUUGCGGCCGAAUUGGACAUAGAUUGGGCAUUGUGGACACUUAUGGGUAGUAAUUACUAUAGAGAAAAUGUUAUGGCAAUGAAUGAAUACUAUGGUGUCUUGAAUUGGGACUGGUCAGAAAUUCGGAACCCAAGCUUCAUGCAAAGGCUCUCUUCUCUACAGUUCCCUUUCCGAGGACCUGGUCUUUCUGAUCAUGAACAAUAUGAUGUAAUUUACCAUCCAUUUAUGGGAUUGUGUAUCCCUAAGAGCCCAGAUGCACCACCAGUGGCUCCUGUUAAGCUAGGUUCUUGUGUCGAACCUGAAGCAUGGACUUAUACGCCUGAAAAGAAUCUGCAAAUUAAGGAUGCAUACUAUUGCUUGCAAGCUGUUGGAGCAGGUAAACCUGUGACAUUUGGAACUGAUAGUGAUUGCAAAAGCCCAAAUGCAAAAUGGGAGAGAAUAACAAGCUCCAAGUUCCACUUCUCAACAAUGGUUAACAACAGUGCAGUGUGCUUGGAUAUAGGCUCUAACAAUACUAUUGUUACAAAUCGAUGUAAAUGCUUAACUGGAUCAUGUGAACCUGCGAAUCAAUGGUUCCAUAUCAUCCCUAGUACUAUACGUUAUGAUUAAUCCUAGAAUGUACACUAGAAAUCCCACUUCUAUAAACAAAUCCAAGAGAAUUACUUUUUUUUUUGUUAACCAAGGUGUCUGGGUCAGUUUACACGCACCUCAACUAAUGCUCAGGGAGUCUAGCACAG